ACAUCUGUUUACUGUACGUACCUAAAUUAUUAAAUGAAAUUAAAGCCGGAACAAUGUCCGAGCCUGUUAAAAAGGUAAACAAUCCUCUGUUUAAUGCUGCAGUGACAGGAGGCACUGUCGAUGAUUUUACGCAAAAUGCGCUGCUAUUGCCAGCUCAAGUAAAACCACCACCGCCUGUCAUAGAUCUGUCAACAGAUCAAGUAUUGAAUCAGCAACCAUUAUUCGACACAUCGGUUCCACAAUUUGAAAGUUUUACCAAUCAAGUUGAAACACCUUCAGCCAGCCAUCAUUUCCAACAACCACCACCACCUACUGUCACUACUGUUGAGCCUACACAACAGUUUAAUUCAGAACAAACCACCCAAAACUUCUCUUCCGUCUUUUCCUCCCUCUCAAACAUAACCGGAGCAUUCUCACGAAUCACAGGAACUGCAAACCAACCUCAAGAACAGGAAUUUGUAGCUCCACCCCCCGCUGGCAUCGAAACACUAAUUGCACAAGAAAACACGAAUGUGCAACCCGUGCCUUUAUUCCCAGCAACUUCGGUCAAUCCCGUGCCAAUUAAUCCAGCACCAUCUCAACCACCCGUCAACUCGGGCUCAAUAAACACUUUCCGCAGAGCAACCGGAUUAAAACGACCGACGUACGCUCAAAUUCCGAAUCUGGUUAGUUCGCAACCACCACCCCCACAACCACAAGCGUUCGCACCUCAACAAAAUUUACCACCACAACCGUACCAAGCCGCUCCGGCCCCUGUCAAUUUUUUCCAGCCGCCGCCUUCCGUUUCUCCGGCGAGUUCCACGCAUUCGAACCAAGACCCGGCGGUUCCAUAUCAAUUCAAACCUAUUGCACCCACGCCUAGCAUACCGUCUCCAAUCUCGCAGCCUUUGCCCACUCAAAGACUACCCACUUUGGGGCACUCACAGCUAACUCAGCCGUUUCCCAAUUCAGCUGCGUCCAUACCUUACAGUUUCUCAAGUCCUGUCAUGUCGGCUAUUCCAGCUAGUGAGGCUAUGCAGUCUAACUUAAACAUGGCGAGUUCCUCCGAUGGAUUAUCACAAAAUUCGGACACCUUUGCGUCCACCAGAAGCCAGAUCUAUAGACCAGUUUAUCAUCAUUGGUUCCACAAGAAGGAAGUGGAAGGCAAAGUCACGUGGAAACCCUUCUCAAUGGUCGACUCAUUGGCUUUAGAAAGCGCAUUUACUUCGAAUGAUUUAGACCCAGAGCAGUUUAUAGCAACGGACGGAGGAAGGUUUGACGUUAACAUACUCCGCAGACAAAGGACUCCCGUUUACUGGAAAGGAGAUCCGAAUGAAGUCCGAAGGUGUUCGUGGUUCCACAAAGGUCAAGUGGAUGGUAGGUAUAUACCUUAUGAAGAAAACGUGGCUGCCAGAUUGGAGGAGGAAUUUAAAUCGGCUUUUGAACAAAACCAAUGGCACCGACAAGUGGAGUUGGCAAAUGGGGAGAAGGUAAUCUUCCAUGCUCCCGAUGUUUUAGUUCUGUUUCCUCAGGCCCAAGCUACAGACGCUUGGGGGAACACUCAGAACCAAGCUAGAGCGAGACUUGUUAAACGUGGCAUGGAUGAGUUUGAUAUUGAUGAGGGUGAACCAGCUACCAUCGAUCAUCUUAUGUUUAUGGUACACGGCAUAGGCUCAGUUUGCGACUUGAAGUUUAGGUCUGUUGAGGAAGUUGUUGAUGAAUUUAGAAGCAUAGCUCUUCAAUUGGUACAAUCUCACUACAAAUCUUCAUGUGAUAAUGGUAUAACUCACAAAGUAGAAGUGUUACCAAUAAGUUGGCAUGACCAGUUGCACUCUGAAGAAACUGGAAUCGAUAAACAACUGAAAAGUAUAACACUAGAUAGCAUUCCAAGACUUAGAGAUUUCACAAAUGAUACGCUAUUAGAUAUUCUUUUCUAUACCAGCCCCAUAUAUUGUCAAACGAUCAUAUCAACAGUAGGCAACGAAUUAAAUAGAAUUUAUAAUUUAUUCAAAAUCAGAAACCCUACAUUUAAAGGCGGUGUUUCCCUUGGAGGACAUAGCUUAGGCUCGCUAAUCCUGUUUGAUUUAUUAGGUCAUCAGAAAACGCCAGAACCAGAAAUCGAAGAAGAACCUAAUGGAGAUGGUGAUGUUGUUCCACCUCUUCCAGGUAAACCCUCCCCAGACAAGCGUAAAAUGAGCAGAAGAAUCAGUUACAUGAUGGGCUCGAUAGGAACUGGGCAACCUCAAAUACAUUACCCUCAGUUGGACUUCCAUCCAAAAGCAUUUUUCGCCUUAGGAUCACCCAUUGGAAUGUUUGUAACUGUGAGAGGUUUGGACACCUUGGGCGACCAGUUUGCUUUACCUACGUGCCCCGCAUUCUUUAACAUAUUUCAUCCGUACGAUCCUGUAGCUUAUAGGGUAGAAUCUCUAGUUAAUCCGGACUUAUCAUCGCUGAAGCCGGUGCUUAUUCCCCAUCACAAAGGAAGGAAACGAAUGCACCUGGAGUUAAAAGAAACGAUGGCAAAAGUGGGGGCGGAUUUAAAACAAAAAGUUAUAGAAUCCAUGAAGAGCACAUGGAACUCAGUGUAUCAGCUGGCGAUGUUCCACAGAGCUGAUCAGCCGGCCUCACUGGAAGAAGAAGUGAACAAAGCCUUCCAAGAGCAAUUGACAGUUAAUGCGCCUGAAGUAGAAGAAGUGCCUCAAGAAACAACAGAGCUUCCUCUAGGACAAUUAAACAACGGACGUAGAAUCGAUUACGUACUCCAAGAAGCCCCGUUCGAGUUUAUCAACGAAUACAUAUUUGCCUUAACUUCUCACGUGUGUUACUGGGAAUCAGAAGACACAAUUCUUCUUAUGUUGAAGGAAAUUUACAAUUCCAUGGGUGUGACAACAGACAUUCAGAUACCUCAACAAACAAUGACGAUCGAAAGACCACCGUCUUCCCCGAGGUCAAGUCCGAGAGCUUCGAAACCCGCUACCAUGGGAAUGGAUCCAACCAUGCCAAUGCAGUCGAACAUGAACCUGGGACCGCCACCAAGUAGCGGAUUUUUGAGGAAAACAUAGUACAUGCUCUAUGAAUGGGUUUAUCGACCCGUAGCCUUAAGAUAUGCACCAUAUUUAUUAAACAUCAAUUCUACUUAUGUCAAUACUAAGAAGACAAGGCACCUGCAUUAAGACACAAAGCCUUUAAUUUGGGCUGUGACAUAGACUUGAUUAUGUAAAAUUUUUUAUAUAUAUUCGUUGUUUAUAUAUCGUAGUUUAUUUAUGAACAUAAGUGUUAUUAAAUUAUGCCUUUUUAGUGAAAAUUUUUUAUUACUUGUUUUGUUGAGUAAAUUUUAAAAUAAUA
Aethina tumida (small hive beetle) is the source of this 3324-nucleotide messenger RNA. It is a transcript of the gene PAPLA1, whose product is annotated as phospholipase DDHD2. Lineage: Eukaryota; Metazoa; Arthropoda; Insecta; Coleoptera; Nitidulidae. The transcript is spliced from 7 exons. Bases 54 to 3041 code for a protein of 995 amino acids. Gene Ontology annotation, molecular function: metal ion binding. The record is from RefSeq and is a predicted model, not a curated record. Gene Ontology annotation, cellular component: COPII-coated ER to Golgi transport vesicle.